UUUCCAACUUCGCUCAAAGUCACCGGACUCUCAGUUGGUGGAGGGACGCUGGGGAGACCCUGGAACAGACUGAGGGCCUGGAGGGAAACCAACCAAGGACCCACACAGCCAGGGAUGGAGCCGGCCUCAGGGGAAUCAGGGAGGGGCCAGCAGGGACAGUCUGUGCCUUGGGAGCUUCGCAUAGGCCUACUUCUAAGUGUGCUGGCUGUGACACUGGCUCAGGCCCCAUCCUUGGAUGUACCUGGCUGUUCUCGAGGAAGCUGCUACCCAGCCACUGGUGACCUGUUGGUGGGCCGUGAAGACAGACUGACUGCCUCAUCAACAUGUGGCUUGCACAGCCCCCAGCCCUACUGCAUCGUCAGUCACCUGCAGGAUGAGAAGAAGUGCUUCCUGUGUGACUCCCGGCGCCCCUUCUCUGCUCGAGACAACCCACAUAGCCAUCGAAUCCAGAAUGUAGUCACCAGCUUUGCACCACAGCGCAGGACAGCCUGGUGGCAAUCAGAGAAUGGUAUUCCUAUGGUCACCAUCCAGCUAGAUCUGGAAGCUGAAUUUCAUUUCACUCACCUCAUUAUGACCUUCAAGACAUUUCGUCCUGCCGCCAUGCUGGUGGAGCGCUCAGCAGACUUUGGCCGCACUUGGCGUGUGUAUCGAUAUUUCUCCUAUGACUGUGCAGCUGACUUCCCAGGAGUCCCACUAGCCCCCCCACGGCAUUGGGAUGAUGUAGUCUGUGAGUCCCGCUACUCAGAAAUUGAACCAUCUACUGAAGGUGAGGUCAUCUAUCGCGUGCUGGACCCUGCUAUCCCUAUCCCAGACCCCUACAGUGCACGGAUCCAAAACUUGCUGAAGAUCACCAACUUACGGGUGAACUUGACUCGGCUUCACACUCUGGGAGACAACCUGCUUGACCCACGGCGGGAGAUCCGGGAGAAGUACUAUUAUGCUCUCUAUGAACUGGUUGUACGUGGCAACUGCUUCUGCUAUGGACAUGCCUCACAGUGUGCCCCCGCCCCAGGAGCACCAGUUCAUGCUGAGGGCAUGGUACAUGGGGCCUGUAUCUGCAAACACAAUACUCGUGGCCUCAACUGUGAGCAGUGUCAAGAUUUCUAUCAUGACCUGCCCUGGCAUCCAGCUGAGGAUGGUCACAGUCAUGCUUGUCGGAAGUGUGAGUGCCAUGGACACACUCAUAGCUGCCACUUCGACAUGGCUGUAUACCUGGCAUCUGGCAAUGUAAGUGGAGGUGUGUGUGAUGGAUGUCAGCACAACACAGCUGGACGCCACUGUGAGCUCUGCCGGCCCUUCUUCUACCGUGACCCAACCAAGGACUUGCGGGAUCCAGCUGUGUGCCGCUCCUGUGACUGUGACCCUAUGGGUUCCCAAGAUGGUGGUCGCUGUGAUUCCCACGAUGAUCCUGUAUUGGGACUGGUCUCAGGCCAGUGUCGCUGCAAAGAACAUGUGGUGGGCACUCGUUGCCAGCAAUGCCGGGAUGGCUUCUUUGGACUUAGUGCCAGUGACCCUCUUGGAUGCCAGCGUUGUCAGUGUAAUUCACGGGGCACAGUUCCUGGAGCCACCUCUUGUGAUUCCAACAGUGGAACCUGUUUCUGCAAGCGUCUGGUGACUGGACAUGCCUGUGACCGCUGCCUGCCUGGCCACUGGGGUCUAAGCCAUGACCUUCUUGGCUGCCGCCCCUGUGACUGCGACGCGGGUGGUGCCCUGGAUCCUCAGUGUGAUGAGGUGACGGGUCAGUGCCGCUGCCGCCAGCAUAUGGUUGGGCGUCGCUGUGAACAAGUACAACCUGGCUACUUCCGGCCCUUUCUAGACCAUUUAAUUUGGGAGGCUGAGGAUGCCCGAGGGCAGAUGCUUGAUGUAGUGGAGCGUGUGGUGACCAACUGGGAGACUCCAUCCUGGACUGGCCCAGGCUUUGUGCGGCUGCAGGAAGGUCAGGGAGUGGAGUUUCUGGUAACCUCAAUACCAAAGGCCAUGGACUAUGAUCUGUUGCUGCGCUUGGAGCCCCAGGUCCCUAAGCAAUGGACAGAGCUGGAACUGACUGUACAGCAUCCAGGGUCUGUGUCUGCCCAUAGCCCGUGUGGGCAUGUGCUGCCCAAGGAUGGCCAAAUCCAAGGGACUCUGCAACCAAACACCAGGUUUUUGGUGUUUCCCAGACCUGUCUGCCUUGAGCCUGGCAACUCCUACAAGCUGUAUCUGAAACUGAUGCGAACAGGGGGGAGUGCCCAGCCUGAAACCUCCUACUCUGGAUCUGGACUACUCAUUGACUCGCUGGUGUUGCUGCCACGUGUCCUGGUGCUAGAGAUGUUUAGUGGGGGUGAUGCUGCUGCCCUUGAGCGCCGUGCUACCUUUGAACGCUACCGUUGCCAGGAGGAAGGUCUGAUGCCCAGCAAGACCCCUCUGUCUGAGGCCUGUGCCCCUCUCCUCAUCAGCCUGUCCUCCCUGAUCUACAAUGGUGCCUUGCCAUGUCAGUGUGACCCUCAAGGCUCAUUGAGUUCUGAGUGCAACCCUCAUGGUGGCCAGUGCAUGUGUAAACCAGGAGUGGUUGGACGCCGCUGUGAUGUCUGUGCCACUGGCUACUAUGGCUUUGGCCCUACAGGCUGUCAAGCCUGCCAGUGUAGCCCUGAUGGGGCACUCAGUUCCCUAUGUGAAGGGACAAGUGGGCAAUGCCCCUGCCGAACUGGUGCCUUUGGUCUUCGCUGUGACCACUGCCAGCGUGGCCAGUGGGGAUUCCCUAGUUGCCAGCCGUGUGUCUGCAAUGGGCAUGCAGAUGAAUGUGAUACCCACACAGGAGCUUGCCUGGGCUGCCGUGAUCACACAGGGGGCGAGCAUUGUGAAAGAUGCAUUGCUGGUUUUCAUGGGGACCCACGGCUGCCUCAUGGGGGCCAGUGCAGGCCUUGUCCCUGCCCUGAAGGCCCUGGGGGCCAGCGGCACUUUGCUCUUUCUUGCCACCGUGAUAGUUACUCCCAGCAGAUUGUGUGCCACUGCCGAGCAGGCUACACAGGGCCACGGUGUGAAGCUUGUGCCCCUGGGCACUUUGGGGAUCCAUCAAAGCCAGGUGGCAGGUGCCAACUGUGUGAGUGCAAUGGGAACAUUGACCCCACGGACCCUGAAGCAUGUGACCCCCACACGGGGCAAUGCUUGCGCUGUUUACACCACACAGAGGGACCCCACUGUGGUCACUGCAAGCCUGGCUUCCAUGGGCAGGCUACCCAACAGAGCUGUCACCGCUGUUCCUGCAAUCCUCUGGGCACAAAUCCCCAGCAAUGCCCAUCUACUGAUCAAUGCCACUGUGACCCAAGCAGUGGGCAGUGCCCAUGCCUCCCCAAUGUCCAAGGCCUUAGUUGUGACCGUUGUGCCCCCAACUUCUGGAACUUUACCAGUGGCCGUGGCUGCCAGCCUUGUGCCUGCCACCCAAGCCGGGCCCAAGGCCCCACCUGCAAUGAGUUCACAGGGCAGUGCCACUGCCCUGCUGGCUUUGGUGGGCGGACUUGUUCUGAGUGCCAGGAGCUUCACUGGGGAGACCCUGGGCUGCAGUGUCGUGCCUGUGAUUGUGAUCCUAGAGGAAUAGACACACCUCAGUGUCACCGCUCUACAGGACAUUGUAGCUGCCGCCCAGGCGUGUCUGGCGUGCGGUGUGACCAGUGUGCACGUGGUUUUUCUGGCGUUUUUCCUGCCUGCUACCCUUGCCAUGCAUGCUUUGGGGAUUGGGAUCGUGUGGUACAGGAUUUGGCUUCCCGGACACGGCGCCUGGAGCAGCAGACACAGGAGUUGCAGCAGAUGGGUGUGCUGGGUGCCUUUGAGAGCAACUUUCUGAAGAUGCAGGAGAAGCUGGGCAUAGUGCAGGCCAUUGUGGGUGCCCAAAACACUUCAGCUGCCUCCACUGCAAAGCUUGUGGAAGCCACAGAGGGGCUGCGCCACGAGAUUGGGAAGACCACUGAGCGCCUGACUCAGCUGGAGGCAGAGCUGACAGAAGUACAAGAUGAGAAUUUCAAUGCCAACCAUGCACUCAGUGGUUUGGAGCGAGAUGGACUUGCACUUAAUCUCACACUGCGGCAGCUUGACCAGCAUCUGGAUCUCCUCAAGCAUUCAAAUUUCUUAGGUGCCUAUGACAGCAUUCGCCAGGCCCACAGCCAGUCUGCAGAGGCAGAACGUCGUGCCAACUCCUCCACCUUUGCAGUACCCAGCCCUGUGAGCAACUCAGCAGAUACCCGGCGUCAGACAGAAGUGCUGACGGGUGCUCAAGAAGAAAACUUCAACCGCAGGCACCUGGCCAACCAGCAGGCACUGGGCCAGCUCUCUGCAUAUACCCGUGCUCUGAGCCUGACAGGCAUAAAUGAACUGGUGUGUGGGGCCCCAGGGGAUGCACCCUGUGCUACCAGCCCUUGUGGGGGUGCCGGCUGUCGGGAUGAGGAUGGGCAGCCCCGUUGUGGUGGCCUCAGUUGCAGUGGGGCAGCAGCUACAGCAGACCUAGCACUGGGCCGGGCUCGGCAUACACAGGCAGAGCUGCAGCGGGCACUGGUAGAAGGUGGCGGCAUCCUCAGCCGAGUAGCUGAGACUCGUCGACAGGCAGAUGAGGCACAGCAGCGGGCGCAGGCAGCCCUGGACAAGGCUAAUGCUUCUAGGGGACAAGUGGAGCAGGCCAAUCAGGAGCUUCGAGAACUUAUCCAGAGUGUGAAGGACUUCCUCAGCCAGGAGGGAGCUGAUCCUGAUAGCAUUGAGAUGGUAGCCACACGGGUGCUAGAGCUCUCCAUCCCAGCCUCACCCGACCAGAUCCAGCACCUAGCAAGUGAGAUUGCAGAACGUGUCCGGAGCUUGGCAGAUGUGGACACAAUUCUGGCUCGUACAAUGGGGGAUGUGCGUCGGACUGAGCAGCUACUGCAGGAUGCACAGCGGGCACGGAGCCGGGCUGAGGGUGAAAAACAAAAGGCAGAGACAGUACAGGCAGCACUGGAGGAGGCCCAGCGGGCACAAGGUGCUGCCCAGGGUGCCAUCCGGAGAGCAGUGGUUGACACACAGAACACAGAGCAGACCCUGCACCAGGUGCAAGAGAGGAUGGCAGGUGCAGAGCAGUCACUGAGCUCUGCAAGUGAACGGGCUCGGCAAUUGGAUGUUCUCCUGGAGGCUCUGAAACUGAAACGAGCAGGAAAUAGCCUGGCAGCUUCCACAACUGAAGAAACAGCAGACAGUGCCCAGAGCCGUGCCAGGGAGGCUGAGAAGCUGCUGCAGGGAACAGUAGGUGACCAGUACCAAACUGUGAGGGACUUGGCUGAGCGCAAGGCUGAGGGUGUGCUGGCUGCACAAGCCAGGGCAGAACAACUGCGGGAUGAGGCUCGGGACCUGUUGCAAGCUGCCCAGGACAAGCUGCAGCGGCUACAGGAACUGGAAGGCACCUAUGAAGAGAAUGAACGUGCCCUGGAUGGCAAGGCGGCCCAACUGGAUGGGCUGGAGGAGAGGAUGCGUAGUGUGCUUCAAGCCAUCAACCUGCAGGUCCAGAUCUACAACACCUGCCAGUGAACACUCCCCAGGGCCUAUCCUGUUCCCCAAGCACUGUUCCGCACGCAUGUCUGUCUACACAUUAAAGAGCUCUUGGUCUGCAACGAUUCCCAAUAAACCAGUGUGAACCUCCA
This is a messenger RNA of Nannospalax galili (Upper Galilee mountains blind mole rat), 5633 nucleotides long. It is a transcript of the gene Lamb2, whose product is annotated as laminin subunit beta 2. The record is from RefSeq and is a predicted model, not a curated record. Gene Ontology annotation, biological process: basement membrane assembly; substrate adhesion-dependent cell spreading; cell migration. Gene Ontology annotation, molecular function: integrin binding; extracellular matrix structural constituent. The transcript has 33 exons. Gene Ontology annotation, cellular component: laminin trimer. Bases 115 to 5520 code for a protein of 1801 amino acids. NCBI's taxonomy places the organism in Eukaryota, Metazoa, Chordata, Mammalia, Rodentia, Spalacidae.